AUGAAUCGAAGUUGGAUUCAAGCACCAUGCAUCAGUGACGAGUAUGAAAAGGGGGUUGAAGAUUUCUUGCAGUUUGCGCAACAACAUGCACCAGUGUUCGGUGGAAAUUAUUUAUGUCCAUGUGUUAACUGUGUCAAUGGAAGGCAUCAGUCAUUAGAUGACAUCAGAUCACAUCUUAUUUGUGACGGCUUCAGUCUGAGUUAUACAAAUUGGAUAUGGCACGAUGAAUUGCCAGAUAUGUCAACAACCGCCAACACUGAAUCACAACAUGUCCAAAUCAAAGAUCGAAUGGAAGAUAUGAUACGCGAUCUUGGGCAAAAGGGUUUUUUACAUGCUCAUGCACCCUAUUAUGAAGAAUUACAAAUAGAUUCAAAGCUCCCAUUGUACUUGGGGUGCACAACCUAUACUCGGUUAUCUGUGGUGCUAGCUUUGGAGAACUUGAAGGCCAUAUUUGGGUGGAGUGACAAAAGUCUGACAGAGUUGCUUGUGUUAUUGAAGAAUAUGCUACCUAAUGAAAACACAUUACCCAAAAGUCACUACGAUGCAAAGAAGAUAUUAUGUCCUGUGGGUAUGGAGUACCAGAAAAUUCAUGCAUGUCGUAAUGAUUGUAUAUUGUAUGGAAAUGAGUUUGCGGAAAUGCGGAAUUGCCCAACAUGUGGGGUAUCACGAUACAAGGUGAACGACGGGGAAAACAAUUAUGAUGUAGGCACAAACAACAAUCAUCCAAUAAAGGUUUGUUGGUACCUUCUCGUUAUACCAAGGUUUAAGCGAUUGUUGGCUAGUGCAGACGAAUCGUCAAACCAUAAAUGGCAUGCUUUUGGCAGAAUAAAUGAUGGGUUACUCUGA
Molecule: messenger RNA, 846 nt
Organism: Glycine soja
Lineage: Eukaryota; Viridiplantae; Streptophyta; Magnoliopsida; Fabales; Fabaceae
Exons: 1
Coding region: 1-846 (281 amino acids)
Source: RefSeq, a predicted model, not a curated record